Molecule: messenger RNA, 2892 nt
Organism: Lithohypha guttulata
Lineage: Eukaryota; Fungi; Ascomycota; Eurotiomycetes; Chaetothyriales; Trichomeriaceae
Exons: 2
Coding region: 1-2892 (963 amino acids)
Molecular function (GO): protein binding
Source: RefSeq, a predicted model, not a curated record
AUGAAUGCGACCUUUGUAGGUGAGACUCAAGCCUCAGUAGCAGAUGAACUCCUGCUCACUACAUGGAUCGGCACUGAUCCGAGGACAGAUGGGAUGCGAAAACCCGUCGUCUCGGGAACUUGCCAAUGGUUGUGCAGGAAGCCUUUAUGGGGUCUCUGGCUUAAUGGGGGUCUUCCGGCACCUUUCCUCAUUACUGGAGCUUCAGGGUCAGGUAAAAGCUCUCUUGUCAGCUUCGUGGUACAGGAAUUAGCAACAUCGUCUCCACAGCCUGUCCUGUACUACUCCUUUAGUGAGACGUGGGGUCCGGCCUACUGCUCAUUAGAACAAUGCCUGAUCAGCAUUCUUGUCCAGAUUCGUCCUCACGAUUGCGGUACGGCACGAAGCGCCGUUCGAGACUUGCUAGGGAAAAAAAAAGCUCACUACCCAGAUAUACAUCAUUGUCCGUACCCAGAAUUGCUAGGGCUUGUCGAACAAGUUCUUAAACACUACCCUGCCUACUGCUUAAUAAUUGACGGACUGGACAGCUGCGUAACGGACCGACCAUCAUUCUACCAAUUUCUGACGAAUGUCAGUGCUAGGAACACGGUGGCUGUCAUGGCAACAUGCAGGAAUGCUGAAUCUUUAGGGUCUUGUGCUAAACCCACGCUAGACUUGGAAACUUGUGUUGAAGAAAGGCGCCAGGAUCUCGAAAUCUUUGUGAGGCACGCAGUCAGAAGACAGAUGGAUGUGGAACCCGAGCAGCAUCCAACAUGGUUACAGACAAUCGUCCACAAUACCCUAGCUCACAGCCAAGACAGCUUUCUGCAUGCAAAGUUGCUCGUUGAUCUCUUCCAUGAUCGGAGCACUCUUCGGGAGAUCUUAGAAGUCAUCAGCCGUGCAGGGCGCUGCUACAACGCGUACUACGAACAAAUUCUGCAGUCCAGCGACGCAAAACUGAGAGAUUCACUGAGCAGGAUCGAGCGGCGACAGAACAUCUUGCGUCUGUUGGCUGUCGCCCAAGAACCCUUGACCUUAAAGCAAAUAAACGAGUUCCUGGCGGCGAAGGAUGAUGUAUUGAUGAGCAAUGAGGAUGACUUCGUUCUCAAUAUCGCCAAGGAGGUCGAAGAGCUUUGUGGGUCGUUCGUCACUAUCGCGAGUUCGCAUCGAGUUACGUUCUUUCACGCUACAGCCAAGGACUUCUUUGUCAAGCGCUUUUGGGCUGCGGGUGACGAAGCGAAUUUAUAUCUUGCUAGAAAGUGCCUCUAUGUGCUUAGCCAACCGUCAUACCGGCACCCCGACACAGCAGCAAAACUUCUUCGUCAGCAUUUGAUGCCACGCGAGCUCAAGAGCGCUAAUCUCGAUGACGACUCGCCUUCACCAGCUUAUCGAUAUGCCGCAUUGUACUUCUACAGACACGUUACAACGCUAUCAUCUCCUCCUUCAGAUCUUGUGUCGAGGUUAGGUCGAUUCCUACAGGGCACUGAAUUUGUGACCUGGUCUGAGUUUACAUUCGAAUUCAAGCCCCAAAAUGGUUUCGGCACCCAGAUAGAUGCUCAGAGUUCGUUGUCCAAGUGGUCAGCGACCUUGCCUCCAGCUGAUCAACGGGAUAUUCAAAUGGACCAGUACUUUGUGACUGCUCAUAUAUUGUUAUCUUCGAUUCUUGGAGACGACUCGAACAACGGAGUACUGCAAUACCUCCCUCGUAUGCGGCUCGGCGACUUUCUCAAUGCUGCGGGACAAUCGAUGAAGGAUUUGGAGGAUGCCUACAAGCAGAAACAGAUAGUCUUUAACGGUCUUUCUGCUCUCCUGCCAGAGAAGGACCCAUUUUUGCUGCAGGCAAAGGCGUCCUUGCUGCAAGAGUACUUCUGGCAAAAGCGCUAUUCAGAAGCGUUGCACAAGUUGCGGCGACUUUAUGAACUCCAAAAGGAAGUUGACGGGAUUUCUCCAGAUGCCAGAUUCGUGACAGCAUGGAUGAUAGCCGCUGCCCUUAUCGCACUUGGCCAGUAUGCCGAGGCCGAGACAAUCAUAUCAGAGACAUUAGAACAGGUAAGAGAAUUGUACACUGAGAAGUAUAGAUUCUUCAACACGUUGCUCCUGCUCGACGGCACACGACUCGAACGCGUCAACGAUCUGGUCAAGGCGGCUGCUACGUACUCUGCUGCACUAGAGACAAUGACAGAGAUAUCGGGUCCCGAUAACACAUUUGUAUACAUUCUAAGAACUGCCCUUGGGGCUGUGCAACGAAAACGGGGCGACUAUGUCCUCGCGGAAGAGAACCUCCUCAAGGGUUGGGGUGGGCGACAAAUUACCUCUAACAUUAGCGUCAAUGCCUGUCUCGAUGCAGCGCUUCAACUAGCAGCGCUAUAUCGAGACAAGGGUGAUACGGCGGAGUGUUUGAAACUUUUGGACUCGGUUCACAGGUCAACCGUUUUCGAAGAUGAUUUCGAGCGAAACUGCCAAUUGGUCCAUAUCCGCAAUUUAGCACGAUUUGAAGAAGGCGAAUAUGCUACCGCAAAACAUUCCCUCAUUGAGCUGGUCAACUCAGCGACUGGCAAAGAUCGGGAGAGAAACAACCGUGAACUGCUCUGGGUCCGUAUCGACCUGGCUGACGUGAUGCGCCAACACGGCGAUGAGGCUGGCGAGGCCUUGAUGCUAUUCUCCGAACUUGUCAUCCCAAUCACCCCAACAGAAAUACAGGACGAGCCGGAAAUGCCAGCGCAGCUUGAGAUUGCAGAGCGAGCUUUGCGACUAGUUCGAAAUGCUCAAUUUGCCGAAAGCGAAGAUCUACUUCAACGGGAAGGACUUCGCUGGUUACGACCAGCUGACUUUUACUUUCUGAUCCAGGGCGGUCCUGCCUUGGACACUUCUGUCAUUGCACCUGUCAAAAUAGGCGAAGCAAAACAGAUAGCCUGA